AUGACAGGCUACACAGGGAAGAGCCCAUCGGCGUUCAAGUUUGCCAAGGAGUGGCAAGAGAAGGUGGAUGUGGCUAAGUCGUACUUAGACAAAGCCACUAAGAAGAUGAAGAAGUGGGCAGACAAGGACAGGCGGCUAGCAAGGUUUGAAGUUGGGGACAUGGUGCUUGUGAAGCUUCUACCUCAACAACUCAAGUCCCUACGGAAGGUGCACAAGGGGCUGGUUCGUAGGUACGAGGGCCCAUUUGAAAUCACAAGGAAGGUAGGCAAGGUGUCUUAUGAGGUGAGCCUACCUCCUAAGCUCAAGAUCCAUCCAGUCUUUCAUGCAAGCAUGCUAAAGCCUUAUCAUGGAGACAUGGAAGACCCAAGUCGUGGAACGUCAAUGAGGGCACCAAUGAGUGUCACAACUUCCUACGAUAAGGAGGCUGAGUACAUGAUCGCAGACCGAGUUGUGCGGAAGCGAGGACUGCGGCUUUCAAUAACUGUUCUUCAGAAGCAGCGUCAACAAAGACGAGGUGGAUUCCAAUUCAUCGGCCGCAGGAGGAGCUAUGGUGGUCAUCCUGAUCUUGGGAUUUUCUUCAUGUUUCAGUACUGGAUCCAAUGGAAGGACUACUGUUGA
Molecule: messenger RNA, 618 nt
Organism: Telopea speciosissima
Lineage: Eukaryota; Viridiplantae; Streptophyta; Magnoliopsida; Proteales; Proteaceae
Exons: 2
Coding region: 1-618 (205 amino acids)
Source: RefSeq, a predicted model, not a curated record